Molecule: messenger RNA, 1911 nt
Organism: Bacidia gigantensis
Lineage: Eukaryota; Fungi; Ascomycota; Lecanoromycetes; Lecanorales; Ramalinaceae
Exons: 3
Coding region: 1-1911 (636 amino acids)
Molecular function (GO): FAD binding
Source: RefSeq, a predicted model, not a curated record
AUGGUUACCAACACAAUUGAGGUUUAUGACAUUGUCGUCGUCGGGGCCGGACCCGUCGGUCUACUCCUUGCGACAUGCCUAGCACGCUUCGGCUUUCGCACCAAGGUCGUUGACAAGCGCCACACACCAACCUUGACUGGACGAGCUGAUGGCAUCCAGCCAAGGUCUCUUGAUAUCCUUCGCAAUUUGGGCCUCAAGCGUGCGAUCAUGGCUCAUGAGCCGGCCAAGGUCUAUGAAGUGGCUUUCUGGGAUCCAAUGCGUGAGGGAGAGGGAAUCCAUCGAACUAGUAUUUCGAGAGCCUGCCCACCUUUCGUCGAGGCUCGAUAUCCUUUUGCCACGUGCCUUCACCAAGGAUUGAUAGAGGGAGUGUUCAUAGCUGAUCUAAGAAAGAAUGGGGUAGAAGUUGAGAGACCUUUGGCUAUUGUAAACUUUAGUAAUGACAGAAAUGACGAACCUCAUCCUGUUGAAGUGAUCUUGGAGCACACUGAAAGUGGUGAGCAGCAAACAGUCAAAACCAAGUAUUUAUUUAGCGGAGAAGGCGCAAAAAGCUUCAUACGAGAGAGACUUGGCAUACAGAUCCACCACAAAGACCGCGUCAUGAAUGUUUGGGGAGUGAUGGAUGGUGUGGUGGAGACAGAUUUCCCAGAUAUCAAGAUGAAAUGCACGAUACAUAGCCAGCAAGGCUCAAUUAUGAUCAUACCGCGAGAAAACAACUUAGUCAGACUAUACAUCCAGCUUGCUACAUCAUCAGACGAAGACUUCGACCCUCAUAGACAGGCCACAGUGGUAGAGGUCCAAAAUGCAGCCAAGCAAAUACUAAAGCCUUAUCAUAUUGAAUGGGAAAGGAUAGAGUGGUACUCAACAUAUCCUAUCGAUCAAGGGAUUGCCGAAAGGUAUACGCUUGAUAAUCGUGUGUUCAUGGGCGGAGACUGUUGUCAUACACACAGCCCAAAGGCUGGACAAGGCAUGAAUACAGCGUUCCACGACGCCCUAAAUCUGGCUUGGAAGCUGCAUCUAGUUGAAAGUGGUUUUGCGAAUGAAUCGGUUUUAGAUACCUACGAGUCAGAGCGCAAAAUGAUUGCAGAGGAGCUGCUGGAUUUUGAUGCCAGAUAUGCAGCCCUUUUCUCCCGACGACUGCCGCCUAUUUCGAAAAGGGCCUCAGAGAAGGCUGAUAUAGCUGAUGGACAUGAGACCAACGCCUCGGAGGAGUUCUUGAAUGCCUUUAAAGAAAGCCAAGAGUUCACCUCGGGUUACGGUAUCGCUUAUCACGGGAAUGUGUUCAAUUGGUCUCUGUUGCAUCCAGCCCAAUCACUUGUGUUCGAUCCAAGUGGACACAAGUUGACCGCCGGCCGAGUGAUGCCACAUACGGACGUGACUCGUGUUGCUGACGCCAAUGUUGUAAAGUUGGAGCAUGAGAUCCCGCUGAAUGGCUCCUUCAGGCUCUUUGUCUUUGCCGGCAAGCCAGAUUAUUCGAAGCAAGCUCUGACUGACUUCGCUUCAAAUCUCCAGAAGCAGCAAAGCUUCCUAGCCGUCUAUCCGCACCAGGAUGCUAGAAGUGUUUCUUACCACGAGCGACACAACCCGCAUUCUCCUUUCUUCUCAAUCUGCAUCAUAUUUACAGCACCGCGAUCUCAAAUCGUCAUCGAAUCGCUACCACCACUGCUCUCGAGAUACAGAGAGCAUGUAUAUACAGACGAUGUGAUGUGUCCCGCAAUGCAGGACACUGGACCAAGGGCACAUUUCAAAAUGGGCUUCUCUGAAGAUAGGGGAGGUGUGAUCGUUGUGAGACCUGACGGGCACGUUUCCUGCGUAGUCGGCCUUGUAGAAGGAUCCGGGACAGUGGACGCACUGAACCAAUACUUCAAUGCAUUCUCAACCAAGCGACUAGGCGGUGUCCAGAGUCGCUUAUAG